This is a messenger RNA of Peronospora matthiolae, 1077 nucleotides long. The record is from the annotation of a GenBank genome assembly. Lineage: Eukaryota; Oomycota; Peronosporomycetes; Peronosporales; Peronosporaceae.
AUGCUUCAUCAUGCCAAACUGGACAAGUGUUUCUGGGCCGAAGCAGCGAUGACGGCCAUCUACGUCAAGAAUCGACUGCCGUCACCUAAAGUCGUGCACAAGACCCCGUUUGAGAUCGUCUACAACUUGAAACCAAGCGUCAAGCACAUGCGAACAUUCGGGUGUCAGACAUACAUACUGACGCCUAAAGAGAAUCGACUCAAGUGGGAUCCAAAGGCUCGCGCUGGCAUAUUCGUGGGCUACGAAGAAUUUUCGAAGGCAUAUCGUGUUUAUGACAUCGAGGCGGGGCAGGUGGUUAUCAGCCGCGAUGUCAACUUCGACGAGUCCACCUUUGGACUUCAACUGCCGAUCACUGAUGAAGAUGUCGAUGACCUGGACUUCGAAUUGCUGGAUCUUGAUGACGAAGAGCUGCGUCAAAUGGAGUACAAGCAAACAGGCAAGCGCAAGAACCGACUCAAUGAUGAAGAUACAGCAGCUCCACGACCGCGUGCAGUGCGUCAACGACCAGGACUAGAAGAGUCAAGCGCGCCGGAAAACAACUCGUCACGACAAGAAGAAGACGAAGAAACGAAGGAUUCUGGUGAUUCAACACCGCCUGUGUUUUGGCGUGCGAGUGCAAAUGCCGUUGAAGCAGCAGUGGACUUAUCAGAGCCCUCAACAUUUGAAGCAGCAGUAAGCGGCCCUGACCAAGUGCACUGGAGAAAAGCAAUUCAUGCAGAGCUCGAGUCAAUGCGACUUCGCGGUGUGUUUCGUGCAGCCAAGCUGCCCAACGGACAACGCGCCAUUGGCACAAAAUGGGUGUUCAAGAUCAAGCGCAAGGCGGAUGGGUCAAUCGAGAAGUACAAGGCACGACUUGUGGCCAAGGGUUUCCGCCAAAAGUAUGGCAUCGACUACACGGAGACGUUUUCGCCUGUGGUCAAGUAUGUGACGCUGCGAAUGGUGAUCGCAAUUUCCAAGCAUUUUGGAUGGCCCAUCGACCAGCUUGAUGUGGUGACAGCUUUCCUGUAUGGCGUCAUGAAGGAACAAGUGUUCUGCGUGAUUCCUGAAGGCGUCGAACUUGACAGUACGUUCGACUGA